Molecule: messenger RNA, 663 nt
Organism: Aspergillus terreus NIH2624
Lineage: Eukaryota; Fungi; Ascomycota; Eurotiomycetes; Eurotiales; Aspergillaceae
Product: glycoside hydrolase family 11 protein
Exons: 2
Coding region: 1-663 (220 amino acids)
Biological process (GO): xylan catabolic process
Molecular function (GO): hydrolase activity, hydrolyzing O-glycosyl compounds
Source: RefSeq, a predicted model, not a curated record
AUGGUCUCUUUCUCGUCUCUCGCCGUUGCUUUCUCCAUCGCCUCCGGGGCCCUCGCUGCUCCUAAUGGCAUGUUGGAGCUGUUCAAGCGCCAACAGAUUACCAGCUCCGAGACUGGCACCAACAACGGAUACUACUAUUCCUUCUGGACCGACGGCGGCGGCCAGGUGACCUACACCAACGGUGAUGCCGGUGCUUACAGUGUCGAAUGGUCCAACAGUGGCAACUUUGUGGCUGGAAAGGGCUGGAACCCUGGAAGCUCUCAAACCAUCACCUACAGCGGCGAGUGGAACCCCAACGGAAACAGCUACCUGUCAGUCUACGGCUGGACCCAGAACCCGCUGGUCGAGUAUUACAUUGUUGAAUCGUUCAGCACCUACGAUCCUUCCACCGGCGCCCAGGAGCUCGGCACCGUGGAGACCGACGACGGCACCUACAAGAUCUACAAGACCACCCGCGAGAAUGCGCCGUCUAUCGAAGGCACUGCGACCUUCAACCAGUACUGGUCGGUCCGCACCGACCACCGCGUGGGCGGUACCGUCACCACGCAGAACCAUUUCGAUGCUUGGAAAAAUGCUGGCCUCGAGAUGGGAACCGCCAACUACAUGAUUGUCGCGACCGAGGGCUACCAGUCGAGCGGAUCGGCCUCCAUCACUGUGCAGUAA